Polychytrium aggregatum is the source of this 781-nucleotide messenger RNA. Its product is annotated as G10 protein. Bases 58 to 498 code for a protein of 146 amino acids. The transcript is spliced from 4 exons. Gene Ontology annotation, biological process: mRNA splicing, via spliceosome. Gene Ontology annotation, cellular component: nucleus; spliceosomal complex. The record is from RefSeq and is a predicted model, not a curated record. Lineage: Eukaryota; Fungi; Chytridiomycota; Chytridiomycetes; Polychytriales.
CGUUUUGGCCGAUCGCCGCUGCUGCGACUGCCCUUGAUCACCCCGACGACACAAGCGAUGCCCAGAGUCAAGCGCGGAAGCAAGCCUCCUCCGGAGGACUGGGAGCUCAUUGAGCCGACCCUCACCGAGAUCAGCAAGAAGAUGAGAGAGGCCGAGAACGAGUCCCACGAAGGCAAGCGCCGGGUGGAAUCGGGAUGGCCAAUCUUCCGACUGCACCAUCAGCGCUCGCGAUAUAUCUUUGAUAUGUACUACAAGCGAAAGGCGAUCUCAAAGGAGCUGUAUGACUACUGCCUGAAGGAGGGUUAUGCCGACGGCAGUCUGAUUGCCAAGUGGCGCAAGCAAGGAUACGAGAAGCUGUGUUGCCUGAGAUGUAUACAGCCGCGAGACACCAAUUUUGGAACCACAUGCAUCUGUCGGGUGCCCAAGGACAAGCUGGACGAGGGCAAGGUUGUCGAGUGCAUGCACUGCGGAUGCCGUGGCUGUGCAUCUGGCGGUUAAGGGAGUUGGAGAAUCACCGCGGUUGAGCAAGAAAGCAGACGAGCACCUUCCUUUCGUUGAGCAUACGGCCUCUUGGCGCCAUCUCGAAGCGAAUGCCAUGAACACAAGCACUUCUGGGUUCAGCGCGCGGCUUCAGCCCCCGCCGGGUGCCGGGAGUGCUCUGCGUACAUUGCAACGCAUCUGGGACGACAUUCUAUUUUUCGACGGGCAAAGAAGUUUGCAGGAAGCAUGUGUCCCUGGCUUGCAAGCAAAGUGGAAAUAUACAUAGGUCGCUUGUCCCACA